CACACUGAAGAUACUGAAGAACUAACAGAGUUGAUUAAAGAUAAUGAGGAGAAAGAAGAAUUGAGUGAAUUUGAGGAGAAAAAUCAUGUUAAAAGUGGAGAAAAACCCAAACAGAACGAUUUAAAGAAAAGAAGAGCCAAUAAAUAUUUCUUCUGCACUCAGUGUGGAAAGAGUUUCACAUGCAAACUUACUCUUGAGCGUCACAUGAGAGUUCAUACUGGAGAGAAACCAUUCACUUGUGAUCAGUGCGGAAAGAGUUUCUCACAAUCAUCAAACCUUAAGAAACACAUGAAGAUCCAAACUAGAGAGAAACCGUACACAUGUGAUCAAUGCGGCAAAACGUUUUUGAGGGCUUCAACCCUGAAGAAACACUUGAAAGUUCAUACAAAGGAGAAGCCACAUUCAUGUUAUUUGUGUGGAAAGAGUUUUUCGUGUUUACAAUAUUUAAAAUUACAUCAGAAAAUACAUGCUGAUGUGAGAGAGUACAUGUGCUUUAAAUGUGAAAAGACUUUUACUUCAGCAAACUAUUUGAAAGAACAUCAGAAAAUAUAUGCUGCUGUGAGAGAGUACAUGUGCUUUGAGUGUGAAAAGACUUUUACUUCAGCGAGCCGUUUAAAACUGCACAAGAGGAUUCACACUGGAGAGAAACCUUACAAGUGUUCACACUGUGGCAAGAGAUUCAGUCAAUCAUCAACUCUGAAAACACACGAGAGGAUCCACGCUGGAGAGAAACCGUAUCACUGCACUGCAUGUGGGAAGUGUUUC
Molecule: messenger RNA, 765 nt
Organism: Sinocyclocheilus anshuiensis
Lineage: Eukaryota; Metazoa; Chordata; Actinopteri; Cypriniformes; Cyprinidae
Product: gastrula zinc finger protein XlCGF7.1-like
Exons: 2
Biological process (GO): regulation of transcription by RNA polymerase II
Cellular component (GO): nucleus
Molecular function (GO): DNA-binding transcription factor activity, RNA polymerase II-specific
Source: RefSeq, a predicted model, not a curated record